AAGCAGAACCGUUGCGAACCGGAUAGGGACUAGGGAGGGUGAUUAAAGCAAAAGAGCCCCUGCCGUCCACCGUCCCCGUCUCGGUCUCCCAUUCUUCGUCUCGGCAGCAACCACCGCCGCCGAGCGUCUCGAAACCCUAAUCCUAAACCUCGCCUCGUGUCCAUGGAGAACCCCAGGCCCCCGCCGCCAGCCAUCACGCCUCCCAUGGCUCCCCUCCCCAUACACCCGCCCAUCGCCCCCAUCCCCGCCCCUCCCCGCGCACCCGUGCCCGCCGCCCCCUCCACCUCCGGAGAUGACGACGACGUCGAGUACGAGGUCUCCGACGACCACCGCGCCGCGCGGGAGCGCCACGAGCGCGCGGUGCAGGAGCUCCUGCAGCGGCGGCGCGCCUACGCCAUGGCCGUGCCCACCAACGACUCCGCCGUGCGCGCGCGCCUCCGCCGCCUCGGCGAGCCCAUCACGCUCUUCGGGGAGCGGGAGAUGGAGCGCCGCGACCGCCUCCGCGCACUCAUGGUCCGCCUCGAGGCCGAGGGACAGUUCGACCGCCUCCUCCGCGCGCAGGAGGACGAGCAGGGAGCCUCCGAGGAGGAGGCGGAGCAGAUCCAGUACCCGUUCUACACCGAGGGUACGAAGGAACUUCUCCAGGCGCGCGUCGACAUCGCGAUGUACUCACUGCCCCUCGCAAAGGCCAGGGUCGAGAGAGCCAAGCGCCGCCUCGGUGACCCUGACGAGGACCCCGAGGCAGAGGCUGACCUUGUCGUCAAGCAGGCGGGGGAGUUCGUGCUCGACUGCAGCGAGAUUGGAGACGACCGCCCGCUCACUGGCUGCUCAUUCUCCCGAGAUGCGUCAAUGCUUGCUACAAGCUCCUGGAGUGGGAUCAUCAAAGUAUGGAGCAUGCCACAAAUAACUAAAAUUGCAACCCUGAAAGGUCAUACAGAACGUGCAACCGAUGUUGCCUUUUCUCCAGUUGAUAACUGCUUAGCGACUGCCUCAGCUGAUAAAACUGCUAAAUUAUGGAACAGUGAUGGAUCACUUCUAAUGUCUUUUGAUGGUCACCUGGAUCGUCUUGCUCGCCUUGCUUUUCAUCCAUCUGGAAAGUACCUUGGCACAGCUAGCUUUGACAAGACUUGGAGAUUGUGGGACAUUAAUACGGGAAAGGAACUUCUACUCCAAGAGGGGCAUAGCAGAAGUGUAUAUGGAGUUAGCUUUCACCCAGAUGGUUCUUUAGCUGCAUCUUGUGGGCUUGAUGCAUUCGCUCGAAUUUGGGAUCUAAGAUCAGGAAGAUCAUACUGUCACCUUGAGGGACAUGUGAAACCUGUCCUAGGAGUCAGCUUCUCUCCUAAUGGUUAUCUGGUUGCAACUGGGAGUGAAGACAAUUUCUGUCGAAUAUGGGAUUUGAGGGCAAGAAAGAUGUUGUAUUCUAUACCAGCCCAUAAGAGUCUUAUCUCGCAUGUGAAGUUUGAGCCUCAAGAGGGUUAUUAUUUAGCAACUUCUUCCUAUGACACAAAAGCAGCGCUUUGGUCAACACGGGAUUACAAACCAAUCAAAAGUUUGGCGGGCCAUGAGUCAAAGGUUACUAGUUUGGAUAUCAGUGGAGAUGGACAGCAGAUUGUAACCGUUUCACAUGAUAGAACAAUAAAGAUUUGGUCAUGCAGAAGCAGCACAGAGGAUAAUGAGAUGGAGUUGGAUUAAGGAAUCGACUAACUGUUCUCGGAAACAGGUUGUCCCAGUCACUACCUUAUCUGAUCUACUGUUCUACACUCUUUACGUGGCAUGAAGAAUUUUUAGUAUCUAUAACCCUCAGCCUGUAAAAUAUGCUGUGCUCAUUCUUGUCAUAUAUACCUCAUAUUUUCUCAAGAACAUUGCACAUGUUAGUCCUUUUUGAGACGAAUGAGUUUUCUGCUAAAAAAAGCAAAGGAGCUUCUUCAGUUUCGAAGAAGUACGGUGCAUCGAUGUAAUUUUCUCUUGCUAAUUUGUCAUGGGAUAUUAACUUUUGAGUUGUAGGUGUAUUUUCAACGGUUGGCUUCUCGUACUAAUUUCCCCUAUUUUAUUCCCAUUUAAACUCAGCUGUUUGUUCUGUUUGACUCUUCUUUAUUCUAGUUGCAACUAAAAAUAAAUUGUAAAAUCUUCA
Brachypodium distachyon (stiff brome) is the source of this 2131-nucleotide messenger RNA. RefSeq names its product U4/U6 small nuclear ribonucleoprotein PRP4-like protein. The coding region runs from base 163 to 1692 and encodes 509 amino acids. The record is from RefSeq and is a predicted model, not a curated record. Gene Ontology annotation, biological process: mRNA splicing, via spliceosome. Gene Ontology annotation, molecular function: U6 snRNA binding; protein binding; U4 snRNA binding. NCBI's taxonomy places the organism in Eukaryota, Viridiplantae, Streptophyta, Magnoliopsida, Poales, Poaceae. The transcript is spliced from 5 exons. Gene Ontology annotation, cellular component: U4/U6 x U5 tri-snRNP complex.